AUCGAAAUCAGAUAUCUGGCGCCUGAUCUCCGUCUACGGAAAUUCAUACAGGGAGAAUAAUUCAAGAAGCAACUAAAAUGGAUCUACACGAUGCGGAUAAUUGCAAGUGUCAUAAACAGGCGGCGCCAGCACAACAAACCUUAACUGAUAUGGAAUUCGAUCGUGGCAUCUGGAACGCUGCUAUCUACAACGAGCCGGAGCGCGUACGUAAUUUCAUUAGUCGCGGCAAAUCAAUGGACCGCGAUGACUUCGACUACACAGCGCUUCAUUACGCAGCGCGCAAUGGCAAUUUAGAAAUAUGCAAAAUGUUAAUCGAAGAUGGCAAGGUCGAUGUGGAUGCUGUUACAAAAGCAGGUGCUACGGCACUACAUCGCGCUGCUAUGAUGGGUCAUUUAAAUGUAGUCAAAUUAUUGGUGGGCGCCAAGGCCAAACUCCAAUUGCAAGAUGAAUAUGGUCAGACAGCACUUCAUCGGGCAGCUAUACGUGGUCACUUGGAAGUUUGCAAAUUUCUGCUCGAAAAGGAUCCAAAAUUGAAGGAAAUUAAGGAUAAGAAAGACAAAAUUGCAUACGAGUAUAUAAUGGAGAACGCCAAUGAUGAUUUCAAAAUAUUACUUAAGCCUUGAAAGUCAAAACGCAAACGAAACCGCUAAAAUUUAAAAAUCAAUAUACCAUGAAGUAGCAAAAAUAGAAAUGCCAUCACAAAAUAUCUAAAAGCUGCAUUUUUACACCAAAGCACUAAGUAAGCGUACGUACAUCACAUUCAUGGAUUCAAUUGCGUGCACAUCUACUUAUUUUCAAAUAUAAAUACAUACAUACAUAUUUGCAGUCAACACAUUCUUCAGCACUUUUCUACACAGUGCGUACCUUGCCUUAUAUAUUUUUGCGCAACUAUCAUUGGAAUAAAUAUUCGGACAAUUGGAUGUUUGGAAUUCAAAUUAUUUUCAUGUUUUAUUGACACGUCUGCUUAAUGGAAUUUUCGGCAUUACAAAAUGCCAAUUUAAACUACAUACCUACAUACCACAUACAUGCAUAUGUAUGUAUGUCUUGACUAUUUAUAUUUGAUUUUGUAAUUCUAAUUUCAAUUAGUAUAUUCUAGAAUACAUAUGUAUAUCUAUUUUUAGCUACAAGCUACAAACAAUCUUAUUGAUUUGUUGAGGUUGAAAUUAUGUUUGUUGCA
Messenger RNA from Rhagoletis zephyria (snowberry fruit fly), 1177 nucleotides. Its product is annotated as ankyrin repeat domain-containing protein 39. Lineage: Eukaryota; Metazoa; Arthropoda; Insecta; Diptera; Tephritidae. The record is from RefSeq and is a predicted model, not a curated record. Gene Ontology annotation, cellular component: BRCA1-A complex; BRCA1-BARD1 complex. Gene Ontology annotation, molecular function: ubiquitin-protein transferase activity; protein binding. Gene Ontology annotation, biological process: protein K6-linked ubiquitination.